Molecule: messenger RNA, 1155 nt
Organism: Talpa occidentalis (Iberian mole)
Lineage: Eukaryota; Metazoa; Chordata; Mammalia; Eulipotyphla; Talpidae
Gene: HAGH
Product: hydroxyacylglutathione hydrolase
Exons: 9
Coding region: 157-939 (260 amino acids)
Biological process (GO): glutathione metabolic process
Cellular component (GO): mitochondrion
Molecular function (GO): hydroxyacylglutathione hydrolase activity
Source: RefSeq, a predicted model, not a curated record
GCUCUGCUCGUCCCAGGGGUGGCGGGUGCCGCGGGGCUCGUGUGCACACCCCAGCCUGGCCGCGACCUCGGCGACCUCGUCGGUGGUCCAGCCCUGCUGGGACGCCUGCUCCAGCACACGGAAGCAAGGAAGAGCCUGACCGUGGCACAGGGCGCCAUGAAGGUCGAGCUGCUGCCGGCGCUGACCGACAACUACAUGUACCUGAUCAUCGACACCAACUCCAGGGAGGCCGCCGUGGUGGACCCCGUGCAGCCCCAGAAGGUCGUGGAGACGGUGAGAAAGCAGGGCGUGAAGCUGACCACGGUGCUCACCACCCACCACCACUGGGACCAUGCUGGCGGGAACGAGAAGCUGGUCAAGCUGGAGCCAGGGCUGAAGGUGUAUGGGGGUGAUGACCGGAUCGGGGCCCUGACCCACAAGGCCACGCACCUGCUCACCCUGCAGGUGGGGUCUCUGAGCGUCAAGUGCCUGUCCACGCCCUGCCACACCUCGGGCCACAUCUGCUACCUCGUGAGCAAGCCGGGCAGCGCUGAGCCCCCCGCCGUGUUCACAGGCGACACCCUGUUCGUGGCGGGCUGCGGGAAGUUCUACGAAGGCACGGCGGACCAGAUGCACAAGGCCCUCCUCGAGGUGCUGGGCCGGCUCCCUCCAGACACGAGAGUGUACUGCGGCCACGAGUACACCGUCAGCAACCUCCAGUUCGCGCGCCACGUGGAGCCCAACAACACCGCCGUGCGGGAGAAGCUGGCCUGGGCCAAGGAGAAGCACAGCGUCGGGGAGCCCACGGUGCCCUCCACCAUCGCCGAGGAGUUCACCUACAACCCCUUCAUGCGGGUGAGGGAGAAGACGGUGCAGCAGCACGCCGGGGAGUCGGACCCGGUGGCGGCCAUGCGCUCCAUCCGCCGCGAGAAGGACCACUUCAAGGCGCCCUCCGACUGAGGCGCUGCCCCUGGCCGCCCCCGCGCGCACUGUGGGGCGCCCCAGCCUUAGGUAACUGACUUCCAGCGAGGAGUGCCGGCAAUUCCUUGGUUCCAUUUUAAAUUAACUUCGAGCCCUUGAGCCCUCCGCGUGUGCCAUCGCGUCUUCUAACGCGCCAGUGCGGGAAGCCGAGCGCGUCUGUGCCUCUGACCGUGGCUCCCGCCUUUUCCAGGAGCC